AUGGACAUGAAUAUGGAAGAGCACAUGGAAAAAUCCUCUGAAGAGGUGGGAUCUGAAGACAGUGACACAUUAACCCGGAUCUUCCCCAUUUCAGAGCUCGAAGCCCACACAGACUCAGUUUGCUCUGUCCAUUUUCAUCCCACAAAUCCAGAAGUUUUUGUUACAGGCGGAGUGGAUGAUAAAGCCUUCUUUUUUCAUAAUGAUGACUAUACAGAAUUGGCCUUCCACACAGACACAAUAGUCCAAGCGAGGUUUUCCAAUGAUGGGGAAUAUCUUGCACUUGCAAGCAUGGAUUCUAAAGUCUCUAUAUGGCAGAUCUCAAGCCUAGAUGAACCUAUAGCUACCCUUGAAGGCCCAUCAGACGAAAUCCUAAACAUUGAGUGGCAUCCUAAAGGGCCUGUUAUUGCUGUAAGCAGUGGGGACCAGUCUAUAUGGGUCUGGCAUAUAAGGAAAAACACACCUUUAGCUGUUUUAUAUGGACAUCCUAUCAACAUGUGCAGGAUUUCACCCAAUGGGAGGUAUCUUUAUUCAGGCGGAAAAGACGGGUCUGUAAAGGUGUGGGACAUGAAAGAAGAAAAUUACUCUGAAAGGCCUAGUGAGUGCACAUUUUCAGGCAGGGAUUUUCACCAAGAAGAAAUAGUGUCAAUAGUAAUGUACCAAGACAAUAAUGUUAUAUUAUCAGGAGGUAGAGAUGGCUGUGUCUGUCUGGCAAAUAGAGCAGGAAACAGAAUUUUGACAAAAAUACAGGCAUUUGAAGACUCUGUAGAGGCAGUGGAUUUUUGUAAAGAAAUGAGCCUGUUUUUGGCUGGGGGUAUGACUGGGGAGAUCAAGAUUUAUGAGCUAGAAAGUCUUCAGUGUAGAGUUACAAUCAGCAUGGGAAGCGGAAUAGUCAAGGCAAUCUGGGUAGGCAUUGAAGUUGUAGCAUCGACUGUGGAAGGGAAAUUGAAAUGCUAUGACGGAAGAAAUGGAAAUGGGCUGAGAAAAUGGAUCGGACAUGAAGAGACAAUCUUGGAUUUCGAUAUAAAGCAUGACAAAAUUAUCAGUGGGAGCGAUGACCAGAGGAUUUUGAUACACCCUUAUAGGUUUGUUCCUCAGCAAAUUUCUUAA
Molecule: messenger RNA, 1107 nt
Organism: Blepharisma stoltei
Lineage: Eukaryota; Ciliophora; Heterotrichea; Heterotrichida; Blepharismidae
Source: the annotation of a GenBank genome assembly